Molecule: messenger RNA, 1752 nt
Organism: Blepharisma stoltei
Lineage: Eukaryota; Ciliophora; Heterotrichea; Heterotrichida; Blepharismidae
Source: the annotation of a GenBank genome assembly
AUGUAUUUAACCUAUCCUCUUCAAUACAGAAUUCCUAUUUCAUUUCUUUCAGCCUAUCUCCCAAUUUGCAUUAUCUUGAAAUCUCAUUUCCACAUUUUUAAUAACCAAUUCAAUCAAAAAAUGAAUCGGAUUUCCUGCUCAGUAUGUGGGGACGAAAGAUGCCAGCAAAACAAUUUUUUCAUCGAAUCUGUAUACGUCCUUGAAGAUUCCAUCUUUUCCCAGCUUGCAAAUGACCUACAGCUUUCGCUUUGCGAAAGCCAUUCAGAAUGCUAUUUAAGCUACCCUCCAUCUCUAAAACAAACAUUUAAGUACAAUCGCCAGCAGCUUCGAGACGCCUGCAAAUUUAUGGGUGUAAAAAUCCACGAUGCGCAUACUAUUACAACCCAAAUUUUUAGCUUAAUUUCGUCACAUAUAAAAUCAAAAACACGUAUUAGGGAAGGAGAAAUUUAUCAGAUAAUUCCGGCUUUGACUUUAUCGAAUUCAGCAUUUGAAAGGUUUGCAAAAGAAGCCUUAUAUUCUCAAGAGUAUUUGGGAGAGCAGCAUAUUAUUGAUUUUAGAAUUGCCUGUGAGGUCGUUUCUAAGAGGAGACCUGUGAUCGUGCUGCUAGGCGGGGCAUCGGGGACUGGAAAAAGCACUUUAUCGUCUUUAUUGGCAAGCCGAUUAGGAAUUUCUAGCAUGCUUUCGACAGAUUCAAUUAGACAUAUACUGAGAAAUGUGCUGCAUAGGGACCAGGAUCCGAUUUUGUUUUGCUCCACAUAUGAGGCAGGGAGUUUAGUUAAGGCUGAAGGGCUUACACCUAAGCAAGCCUGCAUUCAAGGAUAUUUAGAGCAGUCAGAUAAAGUUAUAAGCUACCUUGAUAGCGUAAUAGAAGACUACCACCGUCGAGGAGAAAGCAUUGUGAUUGAAGGUGUCCAUCUCCAUGUAGGUGCAAUUAAAAAACUAAUGAAAAAAUACGACUCCUGCAUCCCUUUCAUUAUAAUGAUAAAAAACACUAAAAAACAUAAAGAAAGAUUUGCAGUUCGCAGCAAAUGCAUGACCCUUGACCCAAAAUUAAAUAAAUAUGUAGCGAGCUACCCGAAUAUCAGAGAAAUCCAAAAGCGAUUUAUAUUAAAAGCUGACGAGUGCUUAAUCCCAAAGGUUGAUACUAGUAAUCUUGAUAGAUCUUUAGGGCUGUGCCAUGCUACUAUUGUAAGAUGCUUAAGACAGGUUUGUAAUGGAUCAAGCAUAUAUGAUUUGGAAAGAAAGCAAACUGUCCUUGUGCAUGAAGAAUUUAAUUUUGUGGCGAAAAAUAUAUGGUCAAGUAAGCUGGCUCAUGAGAUGAUUAAGACGAAGGUCAAUAAAGGAGAACUUUUUAAGAGAUUUUUUAGAGAUGGGGAAAGCUCGCCUGCUGGAGAAUUUGAGAAUGAAAAUGAAAAAAAAGAAAAUAAAUCAGAGGAAACUGGUAGUGAAAGUCCAGAAAUUGGGUCGAUUGUUUCAGGGAGUGAAAUGUUUGAUUUUACCCAUAAUAGGCAGCUCCCGGAAAUUAAAGAGCUAGAAAAUGGAGACUCCGUUAGAGGGAUUGAUGAGAGCGAAGAAGAAGAUAUUGAGAGAGAUUCGUCACAUGGUGGAGAUUCGAAUAGCUAUAGCUCUGGAAAUAGCAAUAACCACUCAAUUCAUGAAGAAGAUGAGCAGCCAGAAGGCUUAGAAGUUCCACCGGCUGCUAAUGUUGGCCAAAAUUCGCCACGAAAUCAUCAUAGGCAGGUAAGUGUUUAA